UACCAUUUUCUUCGACAUUGAGAGGGAGAAGUGGCGAACCCUCUAUUAAGAAACAAUUGGUUGGAUAUGCGUCAACUGUCUAUUCGAAUGGAGCUACAGUGGGAGCAGCCAAAGCCAUAAUAAUAGAAAUAAAAAAAAGGAGGAAGACAAAAUAG
Molecule: messenger RNA, 155 nt
Organism: Funneliformis geosporum
Lineage: Eukaryota; Fungi; Glomeromycota; Glomeromycetes; Glomerales; Glomeraceae
Source: the annotation of a GenBank genome assembly